Messenger RNA from Seriola aureovittata, 2490 nucleotides. RefSeq names its product F-box protein 32 (gene fbxo32). Gene Ontology annotation, cellular component: cytoplasm; SCF ubiquitin ligase complex; nucleus. Gene Ontology annotation, molecular function: protein binding. Gene Ontology annotation, biological process: protein ubiquitination. The coding region runs from base 151 to 1224 and encodes 357 amino acids. NCBI's taxonomy places the organism in Eukaryota, Metazoa, Chordata, Actinopteri, Carangiformes, Carangidae. The record is from RefSeq and is a predicted model, not a curated record. The transcript is spliced from 9 exons.
AAGAUAUAAGAAGAGCUGCGCAAUGACAACAGUAGAGCAGAAACACGUCCAGCCCAGAGCGUUUUCAAGAAGGGAUACACAGUAACCCAAGCAGGGACUAUUUCCUGAUAUUUUUUUUAGAUUUAUUUAACUCCACGACAUCGAGUGAGGAUGCCGUUCCUCGGACAGGACUGGAGGUCACCGGGUCAGAGUUGGGUUAAAACCGAGGAGGGAUGGAAAAAGACAACAACAGACGACAGAAACAACAACGUCUCCGUGGAGAGCUUCUGCAAAGCCGAGCAGGAGGAAUGUUUCAACAAGGAGAACUUGCUGCUUUCUCUCAGCUACGACAUGGCUGCCAAGAAGAGGAAGAAAGACCUAAUGAACAACAACACCAAGGUCCCCUAUUUCCACAGGGAAAAGUGGAUUUAUGUUCAUAAAGGAAGCACCAAGGAGCGCCAUGGAUAUUGUACACUGGGAGAGGCCUUCAACCGCUUAGAUUUCUGCAGCGCCAUCAAGGAUACAAGGAGAUUUAAUUACAUCGUGAGACUUCUGGAGCUUAUCGCCACGUCCCAGCUCCCCUCGCUCAGCGGAGUGGCGCAGAAAAAUUACAUGAAUAUUCUGGAGAGGGUGGUACAGAAAGUCCUCGUUGACCAGCAGAACGUCCGUCCCAUCAAAGAGCUGCUGCAAGCGCUGUACGUCUCGCUGUGUGGUCUCGUUCAGGACAUGGGCAAGUCUGUCCUGGUGGGGAACAUCAACAUCUGGGUGCACCGCAUGGAGAACAUCCUGCAGUGGCAGCAGCAGCUGGACAGCAUCCAGAUCAACAGGCCCACAUCCACAGGCAUGACCCUCACUGACCUGCCCGCAAGCCUGCAGCUCAACAUCAUGCAGCGUCUGUCGGACGGCAGGGACCUGGUCAGCCUGGGCCAAGUGUGUCCCGAUCUGGGCGCCCUCUCUGAGGACCGGCUGCUGUGGAAAAGGCUCUGCCAGUACCACUUCACAGACAGACAGAUCCGAAAGCGCCUGAUAGUGUCAGAUAAAGGUCACCUGGAGUGGAAGAAGAUGUACUUUAAGCUGAGCCGCUGCUAUCCUCACAGAGAACAAUACAGUGACACCCUGCACUUCUGCACACACUGCCACAUCCUUUUCUGGAAGGACACAAACCAUCCCUGCACAGCCAACAACCCCGAAAGUUGCACCAUGUCCCUCUCCCCUCAAGACUUUAUCAACCUUUUCAACUUCUGAUUCCACGCAAAUCCAGAUGAACUGACUGUACAUACUGUACAUAGAAGUGUACAAUGUUGUUUUUGUUUAUGGCACAAUCAAUUUUUGGAUGUAUAUUUAGUCGAGGUUUGACUGGAGGGGGGCUCAGCGGGACAAUUAUGCAAUCAGGAUUCUUUUGGAAGAGUACACAGGCUGCUGGCAGGUUUCACUGUUGAAAGCGAGUGAAUGUGACAGAGAGAAAAAGAGAUGUUGGAGCCGUUGUGUUGUUGAUGUAGGAGAGAGCAGAGGAGAAAGGGAACACUCAGCUGUCAGAGUUUAGUCUUAGUUUAAUGUGGUUUUUGAAAAGACACCUCCAAAUUAACACUUUUUAUUUUUACCUUAGCUGCGUGCACUUGUUUUUCCCAAUUUGGAAAAUUAGAUUUGAUUUCUGGUUUUCAAACCUUGUAACUGUUAUUUUCAACACGAGAAAUAGGAAGAUGAUUUGAUUUGUUUAAAAUUGUGAUUUGUUCAGUAUGACAUUACAAAGCCUGCUCACAUGGGGUAUGACAGUGUGUUUGACGUUCAGAUGAGAUUAGCAGUAAUAUUCAGUUUGGCACUGGGAUGAGAGGAGAAAAUCUUGAUUUGCUGCACUACCUAGGAGAUAAUGAAUGUAGGAAAGGGAGUCGGUAAUUAAUCAUAAGACUGAGUGAUGAUUCUUUGAUAUGUUAACACACCACGAUAUGUUUUCUAUUUUGUUUUGUUCUUUUUCACUUUUAUAUGGAUUUGAUAUGUUUUGUUUUUUUUAUUAAUUGUGUGUUCGUGUUCUGCUGCGGCUGCAACAGCAACAGCACCUGAGUGCAGUAUUACCAAAGAUUGUAAUCACAGCCACUAUUACAAUGGUGUGUGCCUUAUUGUGAAACUUGAAACUGGUACAGCUUAAUCCUUGUUUGUAAUAUUUUCAGAUCCUGAUGCUGUUUUCUUUUUGUUUUUUUUUUUUGUUUUUUUUUUUAACAUCAUCACCAAGAGUGGUAUUUAAGAUCUGAGGCUCUGGUACCAAAGUCUGAAACAUCGUAUUUUUCUGUAGCCUCCUGCAUGACUUUUUUUUUUUUUUAAACACACAACUGAUUGUGUUUUUGUAUUUAUUUAUUGAGAUUCUGGCAAGUGGCUCAGCUUGCACUAUUGGGUUUGAAGAAAGGCAGUGUGACCCAGAUUUUCCACUAUCACUGCUUAGACAGUGAGGAAUGAUGUACAUGCUAUGCAAUGCGUUUUGUUUAUGUUCUGUUGAAUAAAUAAACAAAAAUAACCAUA